Messenger RNA from Guyanagaster necrorhizus, 1575 nucleotides. RefSeq lists its product as uncharacterized. Gene Ontology annotation, cellular component: plasma membrane. Gene Ontology annotation, molecular function: sulfite transmembrane transporter activity. The transcript has 4 exons. The coding region runs from base 140 to 1345 and encodes 401 amino acids. Gene Ontology annotation, biological process: sulfite transmembrane transport. The record is from RefSeq and is a predicted model, not a curated record. Lineage: Eukaryota; Fungi; Basidiomycota; Agaricomycetes; Agaricales; Physalacriaceae.
CUCUGGUCUUGCACAAUUAGGUUUUUCUAGCGUCUCCGAUAUGAUUUGCUUCCAUCCACCAACGCGUCCUGCGUCCAUUCAUUUCCGACUGUCUUCUCAAGCCUCGUGGGGAUUGCGGUCCUGAUUCCUCCAUUCCACAAUGUCCGAAUCCGAAUCCGAGGGUAAGAAGCCUUUCAAGGACAUCGUUAGGCAUUUUUCUCCCGCAUGGUUUGCCGUCAUCAUGGGCACUGGGUCGAUUAGCAUCCUGUUUCAUGCGUUUCCGUAUGGCGUGGGCUCUGCCGGGAUGAUGAUGAGGACCAUGGCGCUCGCGUUCUUCUUCCUCGAUACGUGUCUCUUCGUCGUCUGCCUGUCCGUCUCCGUCCUUCGCUAUGCCAUGUUCCCCGACUCGUGGAGCUCAAUGAUGCGUCAUCCGUCCCAGAGCCUCUACACCGGCACUUUUCCCAUGGGCGCUGUGACCAUUCUGACGACGGCAGUCAGCCUCGUCCAUGAAGACUAUGGAUUCGGUGGAAAGCCAUUUUUAUAUGCCAUUUGGUGGUUAUGGUGGUUGGACGUGGCCUGUUCCUUCAUAUGUUGCUUCGGCGUCUUGUAUUACAUGCAAACGGCACAUGUUCACGCGUUGCAAGGAAUGACGACAACUUGGCUGCUGCCGGUAGUGACUCUGGUUGUCGCCUCGUCAGCUGGCGGCACCAUAGCGUUGUCGCUACGCCAGUAUUCGCUGGACCAUGCACUCGUCACCAUCACCGCCUCCAUCUUCAUGGUGUCGAUCGGACUAUCAUUAGCCCUCAUGCUGCUAACAGUGUAUCUCCUCCGCCUCAUUGUAUACGGUCUCCCGCCCGGCUCGCGAAUUACCUCCGUAUUCCUACCUCUCGGACCCAUGGGGCAGGCCGGGUACUCCAUCCUCCUCCUCGGACAGUUCUUCCGCACCGUGUUGCCCCUUCCCUAUGGAAACUCGGAACUACUGGCCGACGAGUCGACGGGCCGCGCCAUUAACGUGUUCUGCACGGGCAUUACCGUGGUCCUGUGGUCCCUGGCGUCGAUGUGGCUGUUAUUUGCCCUCUUGGGAUUACAGAAGGCUCUCCGUCGAACGCGUCUCCCCUUCAAGCUAGAAAUAUGGGGCAUCAUUUUCCCGAACGGCGUCUACGCGAACCUUACUCUCAACCUCGCAAGCACUUUUGACUCGUCGUUCUUCCGGGUGUGGGGAUCGGUAUAUGCCGUUUCGACGCUGCUCGUGUGGUGCUUGGUGGCUUCGCGCACGCUAGCGUUGACUUAUAGUACGCAGAUAUUCGAAGUGUCAUCUACGAAUGAUGCGGACGUGUCGGAAGGAACCUGGGACGUAAUAGUGUAAAACUGAUCAGAUCCUGCUGGAAUCAAAAAGAGUGGUUUCGGAAGAGUGAGGGAGUGCGUACCAUAACUUUAGAUAUGCAACCUCCACUUUGAUCAUGUCACUGUUGCUUGCAAGUACGUACCCAGUGCUCGCCCAAUCUUGCAGUUCACGUUUACUGCCUGCACUUCUGCCAGCUAGUUAUCGAAUGCUAGAGGUAAACAAUUCCGUUUGUAUCGAUUCCGCGGGAGAAC